GAGGGAGCGCUUUCAAAACGAGAGUGGUAGACCGGAGAACGUCAGAGACCGGAGGGGGACCACAGUGACUGACAGAGCAUUUCCUCAUAUGCACGCAGACAAAGAGAGAAGGACAAGGAGGCAAGCUGCACAUCUGUUUUCUUCUCCCACCUGUGCACACUCAAUCACCUCUCGGCAUACACGCACAGCAGAGCAGCAUGUUUUACUGGAGACUCCCCCUGGCAGUGGGUGCGUGGUCUAUUUGUGUGUGUCUGAGUCUGACCUACGACGACGAUAUCGAAGUCAACUAUGCCGACACCUACUACAACGAAAUCACAGAGGAGGAAACACCAGAGCCCACACCGAGCGCUACCCCCUGUAGUUCUCCAGACCUCACUAAGUGGGACAAAAUCUUCUCAAUGUUGGAGAAUAGCCAAAUGCGGGAGAACAUGCUUCUCCAGUAUGCCGAUGACAUUGUCAAAGUGGAGAUGGGGUCUCUGCGUGGGGAAAUACUCAGGUUUGUUUCUCAGUACGGCGGUUCAUGCGGGGCUGCAGUGGAAACAGCGGGAAGGAGGAUGGCUUUGCAGCUGGAAGGCCGACUAAGGGAAUCCCUUGAACGAUUGAAAUUUGGAGAUUACAUUCCCACCGCUGAUGCUAAUUCUGUUGGGAGUUCAAAUAACCUGGAGGCAAUGCUACAACAGCUUCUCUCCGCCACACGAAGUCAAGCGACCCGACUUGGCAAGCUAGAAACCAGCUGCUUCAGCAACCCGGGAGGUGUGAAAUCACCAUCGCCUCUUCCACAGGGUGGAAGAGUCGGACACAGAGAGCAGGAGGUCACAUCCCACGAAGUAGCCUUGGAAGCAGCCUCGGCUGCGCUGCAGCAGACAAGAAUGGAGAUCCAGGAGGUACUCAGUUCAUCACGGCGCAGACACCUCCCUGCAGGCAAUGAGAUGGCAAUCCUCUUCCCAAUGCGUUCCCGUCGCAUCUACACAUCCGUGAUACCCGAUGUCCCACUUUCACUGUCCUCCUUCACUGUCUGCCUUUGGGUGAAGCCAGUCACAGUCGCCAACAAAACAGUUCUGUUCUCCUAUGGCAACCGCCGCAACCCCUAUGAGAUCCAACUCUUGCUCAGCCACACAUCAGCCCAGUUCACCAUAGGAGGAGAGACUCACCUGGUGGAAGCACGGGAUGUAGUCAACCCAAAGGGUCCUACAGAAUGGCUCCACCUAUGCGGGUCUUGGUCCUCUGAGCAGGGCCUGGCAUCCUUGUGGGCAGGUGGGCAAAAGGUUGCUUCCACACCCGGAGUGGCAGAAGGACACAUCCUGCCAGACGGAGGCUCACUCCAGCUAGGACAGGAAAGGAAUGGUUGCUGCUCUCUGACCCCAAGCAGCAGUGGGAACGGCGUGCCGGGGUUUGAGGCAGGGUUCGAUCCCAAGCUGGCGUUCACGGGCACAAUGACGGGAGUGAACAUGUGGGAUAAAGUGCUAACGGAGGAGCAGAUUUCCCUGCUGGCCUUGAAAGAAGGCCAGCAGGGCUGCGAGCAGAGGGGAAACAUCGUGGCGUGGGGUGUGACAGAGAUGGUGCCACAUGGAGGCGCUCUAUUCAUCAACUAAAAUAGACUCUGUGAACUCCAUCAGCAUUGU
This is a messenger RNA of Hippocampus zosterae (dwarf seahorse), 1622 nucleotides long. It is a transcript of the gene ptx3a, whose product is annotated as pentraxin 3, long a. The coding region runs from base 198 to 1592 and encodes 464 amino acids. Lineage: Eukaryota; Metazoa; Chordata; Actinopteri; Syngnathiformes; Syngnathidae. Gene Ontology annotation, biological process: innate immune response. The record is from RefSeq and is a predicted model, not a curated record. The transcript is spliced from 4 exons. Gene Ontology annotation, molecular function: complement component C1q complex binding.